Cyanistes caeruleus (blue tit) is the source of this 2183-nucleotide messenger RNA. NCBI's taxonomy places the organism in Eukaryota, Metazoa, Chordata, Aves, Passeriformes, Paridae. The record is from RefSeq and is a predicted model, not a curated record.
UCCUCCCCUUCACAUCUCAUUUCUCUCCACUGAAUCCUUCCCGCUGCACGGAGCUGCUGAGGAGCUUCAUGGUCCAUCCCUGGAUCCUCCAAGCACUGACUCCCACCCACUCUGACCACAGCCAGGGGGUCACAACGCACCACCUGCCCAGCGCCCACCCAUGAAGGUGAGCACCGUGUUUCCUCAUUUUUCCACACUGACUGAUGGUCCUGUCCCAUGUGAGAUUAGUGGCAGUGUCGUGAUCAUACAGAUUCUGAUACUACUCAUCUGCCUCUGUGGGCUGGCUGGGAAUGGGGCUGUCCUCUGGCUCCUCCACAUUAAUGCCAUCCCCUGCUUCAUCUUCAACCAGGCCAUCACUGACUUCCUCUUCCUCGUCUUCAUGGUCCCUUCCACCCUGCUCUUCCUGCACGAGGAAGUGUCCUGCUCCACUAUAAUGUCUCAGAUGUAUUUGAGCUUGCUUUUCCAGCUCUCCCUGUUCUCCUACAACAUGGGGCUGUACCGGCUGACAUUCAUCAGCUUUGUGAGGUGCAGAUACAUCCUCUGCCUGGUUUUCUGUGGUUGCCAACUUCCCCAGCGCCUGUUGUGGGUGGUGAUGACUACCCUUUCCUGGGCCUUCCUCUUUCUUGCCAUCAUUGUCAUUCCCAUGGUGACUUCCCUGUGCCAGUCACAGGAACAGGAGCAUUGUCAGGUGGCUCUCCUCUCCAUGUAUGUCCUCAAUUUCUUCCUGUUUGCUGCACCCAUGCUCAUUUCCAGCAUAAUUGUCUUCGUUCAUUUCAAACCUGGCUCCCAGCAGAGGGAACACAAGAGGCUCGACAUCGUCAUCUUCCUCGCUACACUCUUCAGUCUGCCCCUCAGUCUCUUGUAUUUACUGCAGCAGCUCGAGUACGUGUUUGUGUCCACCCAGGUGAUUUUUCUACUCACCUGCAUCAACAGCAGCAUCAAACCCUUCAUCUACUUCUUGGUGGGGAGCUGGAAGGAAGACUGCUCCUUGGGUGGCUGCUGGAGAGACUGCUCCAUCGACAGCUGCAGGAGUCACAUCUCCAUGCAGUCCCUAAGGGAGGCCCUCCAGAGGGUGUUUGAGGAGCCAGAAGAAAACACUUCCCCCAGUGAUGAAAACAAUGCGUCCAGUGAUGAAAACACUGACUCCAGUGAUGAAAACACUGCCUCCAGCAAUGAAAACACUGCCUCCAGCAAUGAAAACACUGCCUUCAGUGAUGAUGCCAUCAUGGGCACAGCGGUCUGAGCCUGUUGAUCCCCUCCGCUGCUCUGCUGAAGGACCCUGGGACAGUGGCUGAGGGAUUCUGCCACGGCGGUGUCAACGGCAGGGGUGCCGCGACUACCCUGAAGAAGCCGUCCUGAAAAGGACUGCCCAGGGGCACAGGCACGUCCUCUGCCCGGCGAGUGAUUUCAGCUCAGCGGCAGCAUGCAGGCAACACAGAAAGAGAGACUAGAGAGCUGUAUGGCAUUCCACUGAGAAAUAGCCUUUAUUAUAGCAGGGCCUUCUGUGAAGGGAGCCAGUGACAGCAGCUCGUCGAACUGGGGAGAAACCGGGGUAUUUAUAGAGGAGGAGAGGGGCGGGGGAAACUUGGAUACAUGUAUCGGGGUGGAUUGAUAGGGAAGGAAACCAAUGGGGUUUAACAAAUUAACAUGUUCAACUCUAGGGCCUCUGGGACUGACACUUUUUCUUUGCAUUAUAUAAGUGUCUCGCCUAGGGAGAAGCUCUCCAGGGGAGAGCCAGGACCUCUAAACUGGCCGGUUCCCUGGCCUCCACAACUCCCCCUUCUUUAUUUAAUAAAAAGGCAUCUCCCAGAGACCUAGUUAUCAACCUUUUGAAACAGGAGUACAUACAUAGAACAAUAAUGAUAAUUUAAAAAAAAUCCAAAAUAUGUUUUUAUGGAGGGAGGCAACACAUCCUUUGAGUCUCCAGCUUCUAAAAAAGGUCCUCGAACCAUUGGGGCUCUUUUUCAGCCUUGAGUUCCUGAACCGCAUGUUGGAGUCUCUGAAUGCAAGUGUGGAUGCCUUCACUGUGACUUGAUAGGUUGAAGCAGCACAAUCUAUCAAAUCCAGGGGCUGUGCUACUAGCCAGGCAUCCACAGCUGAUGUUUUUGGGAGCAUCCAGAUGGUCAGGAACUUGAGGAUGGUUUUGCUCUCCAUUUUCUAUAACAGAACAUAAAAAGAUUAAC